AUGUUUGAAGUGAGCCUUGGCUUCCUUUUCCGCGGAUUCAAUGCUUGUAAGUUUGUGACUUAUCUAAGUCUGCUCUUCUUCGUCCUCUUGCUUUCUCUGAAACUGGACAAUAAAAUUGGAGUUGGAUAUGCAAUCGUAUUCCUGCCAAUUUGGCUUUAUAACUUUUUAAUUUUCGCUGGUGCUGUGGUUGGAGUUAUAUCGUUCUUAAUGCACCCACCAUCUCAAAAUGAUGUGACAUUACGUGUUGAUUUCACGGCCAUGCAGUUAACAACCGUGGAACAUUCUUUUCUCUUCCUUUUCGCCUUAAUGACAUAUUGCAAGUUGGAGCUAUCAGCUGUUUUUCGUGAUUACUUUGAGCUUCACUGGAUAAUUGUGUUUUCUCCACUUUUUGCAUUAUCAAUCGCUUCGAUUGGUCUUAUGGUGGACUGGUCAUGGGCUGUUGUAUUUAUUCCAUUGUGGAUUGUGCUCUCAUUAUCUGCAGUGGGCGUUUUAUACGCUCUUGUGCUCUCUAUCGUGUUAGCGCGAUCACGUCACCUGGUUCCAUCGCAUCGAAGGCAGCACGUUACAUCGGCGCUAUUCCAUGCUUGCCUUGUCGUUCCCGCGUUAAUAUGUAUGGUGCUGCUAACCGGAAAACUAGACGCUCUGGAAUGGGGAGACAAUGAUCCUGCUGCCGACAUGCCAUUUACGGCUGUGUUCGCUCCACUUCUUGUGUCUUUGCUUUGCCUCGUUCUAAUGUCCUGCGUUCAUGGUGGAGGGAAUAUCUGGUGGUUCGGCCUUCGACAACCAUUUUGUACAGCCUUAUUAGAUGCUUGUCCUUGCUUGAAGCAAUAUGCAAAUGUUAGCUACAAAUUCGUACUUCACCGGGAAGGUCUUAGGGAAGGAAGUGCAAAUGCGCAUCCAGUGGUACAUCCUCGCAGGGAGGAACACGAUCGGAUAUGGGCUAUGCUUAGUUUUUAUGAUAUUCUACAAGUUAGCUCAAAGGCAAGUGUUGAAGAAAUCAAACGUUCAUAUUUUGAUUAUCUGCGUCGCAUUCAUCCAGACAAAGGCGGUGUAGGAGAAGGAAGUUCGGACUCUGUCACCCUUGCCACACAUAUUUGGAGCACUCUCAAGGUCUGCUUUCACAAAAUUUCAUUAAAUGACACUUGUUUCACACUGCGUUUCGCUGAUAAUAAUUAA
Strongylus vulgaris is the source of this 1176-nucleotide messenger RNA. The record is from the annotation of a GenBank genome assembly. NCBI's taxonomy places the organism in Eukaryota, Metazoa, Nematoda, Chromadorea, Rhabditida, Strongylidae.